AUGAAGUUUAUGUAUGUUUUAUCGGGUUGGGAAGGAACUGCAAGUGACUUAAGGAUAAUUAAAAAUGCACUACAUGAGCGCGAAGAUAAACUAAUAACCCCAACAGUGGAUGGGGGUUACAUGCUAAAUAGUGGGCUGAUUACACCAUAUAGAGGUGUGCGCUACCACUUGAAAGAGUACUCAUCACGUGCACCAGAGAAUAUGGAAGAAUUAUUUAACCACCGACAUUCUUCUUUACGAAAUGUAAUUGAAAGAAUAUUUGGAGUACUAAAAAAGAGAUUUCCAAUUAUUUCAAGUGGGGCAGAAGCUCAUUAUAGAGUUGACACCGUGAUAGAAAUUGUAUUGGCUUGUUAUAUACUUCAUAAUUAUCUAAUGGGUGUUGAUUUGGAUGAAAGAUUGAUUGCAGAAGUUGAUCAUGAUCACGUUAAUGUUGAUCUAGAUAAUGGACAAGACUUUGAUACAAGUAAUAAUGAAGAAGAUGCUAUUGAAGGAGCAGCUAUAAGGAAUUCAAUAGCAGCUAGCAUGUGGGACGAUUAUUUAGGAGAUGGAGAAUAA
Messenger RNA from Cornus florida, 555 nucleotides. RefSeq lists its product as uncharacterized. The record is from RefSeq and is a predicted model, not a curated record. NCBI's taxonomy places the organism in Eukaryota, Viridiplantae, Streptophyta, Magnoliopsida, Cornales, Cornaceae. Bases 1 to 555 code for a protein of 184 amino acids. The transcript has 2 exons.